Acanthosepion pharaonis is the source of this 504-nucleotide messenger RNA. The record is from the annotation of a GenBank genome assembly. Lineage: Eukaryota; Metazoa; Mollusca; Cephalopoda; Sepiida; Sepiidae.
AUGAGAUCAUGUGUAAUUAACUUUACUUUUCCAUUUGAAAAAUUAUUAUUAUUAUUAUUAUUAUUAUUAUUAUUAAUCCCUCCUCCUUCGUAUUCUUUUCCUUCCUUCUUAACUUUCUCCUCCACCUCCUGCUCCUUCUUCUUCUUCUCAUCCUCCCCUAAUCAUUCGUAUUCUUUUUCCUCCAACUCCUGCUCCUCCAGCGCAUCCUGCUCCUCAUUCUUCUUCUUCUUCUUCUUCUUCUUAUUAUUAUUAUUAUUAUACGCAUCCUUCAAUAUGCCUUCGUAUUCUUUUUCCUACUUCUUAUCUUUUCCUUCCCCUCCUCAUUCUUCUUCUUCUUCUCAUUAUUAUUAUUAUUAUUAUUAUUAUUAUUAUUAUUAUUAUUAUUAUUAUUCUCAUCAUCCCCUACGCCUUCGUAUUCUUUUUCCUCCUUCCUGCUCCUCAUUCUUCUUCUUCUUCUUCUUCUUCUUAUUAUUAUUAUUAUUAUUAUUAUUAUUAUUGCGUUGA